Racocetra fulgida is the source of this 444-nucleotide messenger RNA. The record is from the annotation of a GenBank genome assembly. NCBI's taxonomy places the organism in Eukaryota, Fungi, Glomeromycota, Glomeromycetes, Diversisporales, Gigasporaceae.
AUGGAAGCUUUUGCCUACGAACCUGUUAGCGAAGAUAUACGUGUAGUUGUUGGUGUCAGUAAACCUUUAAUCGCUAAAUUUCGUUUCGACAUUUUUACUAAUGUCAAUUAUUCCAAUUUAUUAGGAUUUGCUUACGCUUAUGUACAAGAAAAUAAGGAGAAAAUUGAAAUUGUAGUUAAUGAUGAAUGGGGAAAUUUCAAAAGUCCUAAUAAAACCAAUACUGCAUUGCAAUAUGACGAAACUUAUAGAGUUGUUGUUAAUUGGGGUGCUGGUGCAUUAAGCUCCGAGCCUACAAAACGAAGAAGACUCAACUUACCAAAGCCAAUAGAAUAUUUUAAAUUUUAUUUGGGCGAUGAUGUUCCUGACAGUAAAAAACCAAGAUUACCACAAGAAAUUACUUUUGAAAAGGCUAUAUCUGAUUUUCUCCGUGAAAUGGGCAAGUAA